CAAACAUGCGACAGUAGUGGUUUUUGAUUGACUGUGGUGCUUAGUUUAAUGUUAAUAAUAGCAACAAAUGUCAGCUUUCCCGCAAGAAGACUUGAUCAAGCAAUGGACAAGUCAGCAGGCCAGCCUGAAGCAGCGGCUGGUGGAAGGGGACGUGGAGGAGUGGCAGACAGCCCCAGACUUCAAGGGGCUGGAGAGAGUGGGUGGCGUGGAUCUGUCCUUCAUCAAGGGAGAUGAUACCAGUGCCUGCGCUCAGCUGGUCGUUCUCAGCUUCCCAGAGCUGGAGCUCAUAUAUGAGGACACUCAGAUGGUGACCCUCAGCGCCCCCUAUAUCGCCGGGUUCCUGGCUUUCCGCGAGACGCCAUGCCUGCUGGAGGCCCUGCAGCGCCUCGAGAGGACUCAGCCCGAACUGUUGCCUCAGGUCAUUUUUGUCGAUGGAAACGGAUUGUUCCACUACAGAGAGUUUGGUGUGGCCUGCCACCUGGGGGUGCUCUCGGGGCUGCCUUGCAUAGGCGUGGCCAAGAACCUGCUGCAGGUCCAAGGCGUCACGAGGAGUCAGGAGCACUUGUCCCAGAUCAGUGCGCUGACGAAAGGCGGAGACACCUUUCCCCUGACGGCCGCCUCGGGGAGGGUGCUGGGAAAGGCCCUGCGCAGCUCAGACAAGAGCACCAAGCCCAUCUACGUCUCGGUGGGUCACCGCAUCAGUCUGGACACUGCGGUGCGCCUCACCCACACCUGCUGCAGGUACAGAGUCCCAGAGCCCAUCAGACAGGCAGACAUGCGCUCCAGAGAGUACCUGCGCACACAUUUCCCAUCUGCAGACACCUGUGGAUAGAGGAGGCAGAGGACAGUGAGGCUACUGAGCAAGUCUACUAUAGAAGGAACUGCAGUGCGGACAGAACAGAGGCUCGCCAAGGAGAAUCCUGAACUGCAAAAUGUGCAGUC
Molecule: messenger RNA, 942 nt
Organism: Megalops cyprinoides (Indo-Pacific tarpon)
Lineage: Eukaryota; Metazoa; Chordata; Actinopteri; Elopiformes; Megalopidae
Product: endonuclease V-like
Exons: 9
Coding region: 68-832 (254 amino acids)
Biological process (GO): DNA repair
Cellular component (GO): cytoplasm; nucleolus
Molecular function (GO): RNA endonuclease activity producing 5'-phosphomonoesters, hydrolytic mechanism; single-stranded RNA binding
Source: RefSeq, a predicted model, not a curated record